Rotaria sordida is the source of this 393-nucleotide messenger RNA. The record is from the annotation of a GenBank genome assembly. NCBI's taxonomy places the organism in Eukaryota, Metazoa, Rotifera, Eurotatoria, Philodinida, Philodinidae.
AUGUCCUUUAAUUUUCAUCGUUGUAUUGAACGAGUUGUAUGGAUAUUUGCUGAGCUUGGUAUAGCGGAUUUAAUGGCAGACCAUCAAGUACCGUUGACAGCAAUCGAACUAAGUCAACUGAAUGGAAAUCAAUGGAAUGCAGAAUUUCUUUAUCGACUAUUGCAAGCAGUUGCUGACGUUGAUAUUGUUAAAGAAUUGAGCGCUAGUGAUGAAAAUUCUCAAACUGAUGUUCAUCCAGAACAUAAAAAUCGUUUUCAACUCACUGAUAAUGGACUAUUUUUAACUAGUAAUCAUCCUUUGAAAGCUCAAGACCUUAUUCGUUUAGAGUUGGGUCCAACUACACAUAAACCAUCCCCACAUAUAUCUUCCUUCUCUAAUUCAGCAUGGUUAUAA